UUCUGCCGCACCCGAUAAGGACCCGCCCAGCCCGGUGACGUCAUUUAGGCCUCGCCCAAUCAGCUACCGCUUCCAGUCGUGUCUCUGUGACAGGACCCAUCGUUCUUUGACGGUUUUGAGGUGUUCGCUUCCCGCUCGGCGCUCGUCAUGUCGUCCACAGGUCCCGGAGAUGUUGCGGGCAGUAACCGGCGCCUCCAGCAGACGCAAGCUCAGGUCAAUGAGGUGGUUGACAUUAUGAGAGUCAAUGUGGACAAAGUCCUGGAGAGAGACCAGAAACUAUCUGACUUGGAUGACCGAGCAGACGCUCUGCAGGCCGGGGCUUCACAGUUCGAGACCAGCGCGGCCAAGCUAAAGAGGAAGUACUGGUGGAAGAACUGCAAGAUGUGGGCGAUAUUAAUUGCAGUCAUCGUGAUCAUCAUCAUCAUUAUCAUCGUGUGGAACGUGUCCUGAGUUCCCCAGCGCUUCUAGAUGUCGGCCGAAGUCGACCUAUAUGGCGAUGAUCCCGGAUCCAAUCUGCUGUAACCAAAAGUUUAUAUUCUGAUCUACAAGUUUUUUUUUUUUUUUCUGUUUUUUGUCUUGUUUUUGUUUUUCGUCAAAGCUAAGUGCCUUUAUUGAGAUUGUUGUACACUCCGUAUUUUAAACGCUAUUGAGGACGUUCUGCACAUUUGCACGGUCUUAACACAACUUUGUUCAGGUUGACUCCUUGUCUGAUGAUUGUGUAUAUAUCGGUUUUCUUUAUAAUGCACUCGAUGUGUUAUCACAAAGUCUUCUGGGAUUCUUCUUCACAUUAUGCCAUGACUUUAUGAUGGUAGGGGUCUGUAUUGCUAUGUUCCCCACCAUGUGCCCCCCCCCCCCCUCCCUUUACUCUCUGGAUCAGUGGGGCUCCCACAGGUCACACCCCCAGCGUAAAGAGAUGACCUUUUUUAGGAAUGUGAUCAACCUGGUAACGUGAACUAAAACCUCUCCUGACCUGUUUGUUUGUUUUUAGUUUAUACUAGAAUUCCUGUAAAAUGACAAUUCUGGAGCAAUUUUUUUCUUAAAACUGUACUUUCUGAAGUCCCUCUGUUAUUCCUCCUGGAAAUUUAUGGGGGUUUACCAUUCCAUAUGUCAAAAAAGGUGGAAGCUACACACUGAUUCUGCCAGCACUGACUGGACACG
This is a messenger RNA of Hyla sarda, 1158 nucleotides long. It is a transcript of the gene VAMP3, whose product is annotated as vesicle associated membrane protein 3. Gene Ontology annotation, molecular function: syntaxin-1 binding; SNAP receptor activity. Gene Ontology annotation, biological process: SNARE complex assembly; vesicle-mediated transport; vesicle fusion. Bases 148 to 450 code for a protein of 100 amino acids. Gene Ontology annotation, cellular component: SNARE complex; plasma membrane. NCBI's taxonomy places the organism in Eukaryota, Metazoa, Chordata, Amphibia, Anura, Hylidae. The transcript has 5 exons. The record is from RefSeq and is a predicted model, not a curated record.